UGUGUUCCACCACCUUGCAGAAGAGAGGGGUGGUGAGUGUCCCCGGGGCUGGCACAGCACCUGUAGCUGGGCAUCUCACUGCCACACAGCCAAACCUCAGACACCGUACGGUGGGCACAGCCACGUUUGUGACCAUAUUCCACGAUGAGCCUAAGGGUAUUCUGGCUCUCGCAGACAGAAAACUAAUGGAAGUGAUGCUAAACCAGUGCCAUGUGUGUGCUUCUGCCUGGCCCUGCUUUGCCAGUGAAGCCGUGUGAUGCUCGUUGCAAUAAAGCAGAGAUACAGCUGUGCUUCUGACCCCACACCCUCCAGGAAAGAUGUUAUGGGCCGUGAUGAAGACACUGUAGCCUUCUCUAUAUUGUGCAGGCAGCAUUUUGUUGGGAAAACAGUGCUAUCUGGUAUUACAAUCACUGUGUUGUCUGGGAUAUGGUCUCAAGAAGUUUAAGAUCAGAUGAAACUACAGAAGAGAUGGCCAACGUCAAGACAGCGCGUGAACUGAUGAGAAACAGCAUUGUCUUCUGAAAACAUUAGGCUCCUAGUUGCUGGAAAUGCUAGGUGCCACUUGACUACCAAAAGAGUUAUGUGAUCAUUGAGCAGUUUGCAAGAAUGGAAAAGCAAAGGACCCCAGUAGCUGCAUCACACAAAUAAAAAUUUCCAAGAUUCAGCUGAAUCAAAAAAUUAUUCCAGCCAUGGGAGAAAAUGCAAGUUUUUGGGAAAGUCUGAUAUAUGCACAUCCUAUCUGCACCACCUGGAAGCAAGAGGCAGAGGGAUCUAUCUAUCACCUAGCCAGUAUUCUCUUUGUUGUUGGCUUCAUGGGUGGAAGUGGAUUCUUUGGGCUUCUCUAUGUCUUCAGCUUGCUUGGAUUGGGCUUUCUCUGCUCUUCUGUUUGGGCUUGGCUGGAUGUCUGUGCUGCUGACAUCUUCUCCUGGAAUUUUAUACUGUUCACUAUAUGUUUCGUCCAGUUCAUUUACGUUACCUACCAAGUGCGGAGUGUUUCCUUUGACAAAGAAUUCCAGGAACUCUACAGUGCUCUCUUCCAGCCUCUGGGAAUUUCCUUGACUGUCUACAGGAAGAUAGUCUUGUGCUGUGAUGCAGAAGUGGUUACCCUGGAGAAGGAGCACUGUUACGCCAUGCAGGGCAAAACACCUAUUGAUAAACUGUCCCUGCUUGUGUCAGGCAGGAUCAGAGUGACAGUUGAUGGGGAGUUUCUGCAUUAUAUUUUUCCUCUUCAAUUUCUGGAUUCUCCUGAAUGGGAUUCACUGAGGCCCACAGAAGAGGGAAUUUUCCAGGUAACGCUCACAGCAGAGACAGACUGUCGGUACGUGGCCUGGAGGAGAAAGAAGCUGUACCUGCUCUUUGCUAAACACCGUUUCAUCUCCCGCCUCUUCUCAAUUCUGAUUGGGAGCGACAUUGCUGAAAAACUCUAUGCCUUGAAUGACAGGGUGCAUGUGGGGAAGGGCUUUAGGUACGACAUUCGCUUACCCAACUUCUACCACGUCUCGCUGCCAGAGACCCCUCCGGUGCAGCCCUCCCACCGCCUACAGAGAGGGUCCCCCCGGCGCAAGCCCACGGGGGUUACAAACUGCAGCUCCUUCAGCACACACUCCUAGGAAGGAAGGAGGGAAGGAAGGACAAAUCUGCUGCAGCCAUUCCCCAAAACGAUGGAGGGAAAUGCAAAGUGAUGGUCCUGGUCUGAGGCAGAAGAGCAGGAAGGUGAAGCAGAACGAGACCCAGUCAAGCCACCCUUGACUGACAAGUGCCAUUUACUUUCAUUGGAGUAGCUUGAAUUCUUCCUCUCUCUAGAGCCAGCGGGUUGGCUUCUGCGUUUUGACCGUGCAAUAUGUUUAGUUUCUGUUGAUUCUUUUGUUGAUCAUCAUCCGCCUUACUUUUGGAGGCAAACAAACCAUAACAGGCUGGUUUAUUGUAAUUGUGGUGGCCUCCGUGUUGUGUUUUUUAAAAAAACAAACUCACGGUAUCUGUAAUUAUACUUUCUCAAAGUUAUUUGCCAUAAUGAAGUAUUGUCAGUAUAGUCAAUGAAAACAAGUAAGUUGUCUUCAAAAUAUAGCAACUUGCUCGCAACAUUCAUAGUUACGCCACGUGAACAUUGUCUCAAUUAACAUGAAGAAUGUUGCAGAGAAAGACUAAGAGACUGAUUGUGUUUGGUUUGUUUUAAAGAAAUUAAAGAUUUUGAAAAGCACAGCAAGAUUCUUAAGAACCAAAAAAAAGAAAACAACACAUUCUGUCCCAUGAGCAAUUGGUUUCUUUCCAGCUACCCUAAAGAGGUAUUUUGUGAAAACAAACGUAAAUGUAAGUGCUGGCAUUAGAAAAGUAAAGCAGUUGUAAGUGCUGCAAAUACAGCUUAGGGAAAUGACUGUGUAGUAUUCCUGAUAGAAUGUGAUGCUAUAAGACCUAGGCUUCCACAGUGUCAGUGCCAUUCGUGACAUGUACAAUAAAUACUGUUAAUCAAUCAACCGCCAAACCAUUGGAGUUUGUUUUACAAUAUCCUUUUUUAGCCAGGUUUGUCAAUAAGAAACUAAUUAAGAAACAGCAGCAGCAAUAAACACAAUUUUUAACCAAAACAUUCUUGUUUAGCUUCCAGAGUCACUUCUCUGUGGCUGUGAAAUUCUUGAUUUUAAAGGCAUUCUCUCCCUAACUCGUGGUGUUUUAAUGGCCUAAGGGAGCACCAGCUCGUGCUUCACUAGGAGAGAGUUGUUUUCAGCCCUUGAGGUCACGGUGCCUUUGGGGAGAAGUGGCUGGAUGUCUUUGCUAACUCACCUUCCUGCUGCUAUGCCUGAUGCCUGCCAGCAAUCAAAAAGGUAAGAAGCAUUACUUUUUUAUGAGACUGUAUUGCUGCUUGAUAGAUCUGGAGGUAGAUCACAUUUUUAAUAUUUUAAAAUUGCUGGACUGUUUGGUAGGACAACCGUUACGUUUUUGUGUAUGUGCGGGUGUAUGUAUGGGUUUAGAUCUCGGGAGUUGUUGCUGGAAGACUUAAAAUAAUGACACAACCUCAUGCUUGAAAAGUAAUCAUUCAGGAUGUAUAAGAAAGCUAUUAAAAGUGAUAUGAAACACCACCUGUUUGAAGGAGCUUCAGUGUAGAACAGAUGACAUUGUACAAGUUUUGCUUUUAGCUUUAUGUCCCUUGACAUAAAUGUGUUUAUGAAAUGUGAGCAUCCCCAAAUCCUGCUAAUAACCCUUCCGCACGAUGUAUUCUCUAUGUUUUACUUACUGUGUGAAGUCCCUGAGUCACGAAGCUGCUUUGACUGGGUCAAAAGAGAACUGGAAAAAAUGUUAGAGUUCAUUGGCAGCUAUAAACGACCAGCUCAGGAAAUAACGAAGGCACAAAGUGCCAGAGUCUGGCAGCGUGUAGUAAGACAUACAGCUGUGUGUGCCCUCUUCCUGUGCUUUUUGUGGUUAAGGGACAGGAUAGCAGGCUACCUCACCCCUUGGUAUGACUCGGCACUGGUAUUCCCAUCUAACUUCAGCGCUGUGGUUAGUAUCGCAUCUAAUUUGUUGGUGAUGCUCGGUGUCUGAGGUGGGUAAGAAGUGUGUCAUGUCUCGUGGAUGUGGUCACUUUGGCUUAGGCUCAGUAUUUAAUAAACUAAUAUGAUCAUCUUCACCUUCAAAAUAAGAUCAAGGAGUUUUGCCCACCUAAUUUCUGUAUCAAGCCUAUAUAUUCUGUUUAAACGAUAGCAUAUUGCUUAGAACAAUACCUCAGUGGAGUGGUGGGUGCUUCAUUGCAUACUUAAGUAAUUUUUACAUCUUUCUGACUGGUGUGUGCCUUAGUUUCAGCCUUGUUUCCAACCACCUCUGUGAUGCUUUUCUCUGCUGGAACUAGUUACUGUCAGAAAUCUCUACUAGGACGUGUCUGAGUCAAUAUCUGAACGUAGUCUUAGCUAAUCUUGUGUAGCUUUUGCUAAUGUGCUUUUUGGGCUUUGAGUCACUUUUUAAAAAUUGUUUCCAGUUUUCCAGCAUCUGUUUGAGUUAUUACUACAUUUCAGCUGUAGAAUUCAGGGCAUAUAUAUCUACAAAAAUAUAAGUAUUACACAAAAGGACGGGAAGCGAGACAGCCAGUGCUCUCCACCCCUGAUCUUUAAAUCUUGACAGCACUUCUAAAAUGUAAAAUAAUACAAUGUGAAAUAAUACAAUCUCUUAUGAUAUCUUAUAUACCCAGUCAUGAGAGAAUGGGGGUUGUUCAGCCUGGAGAAGAGAAGGCCCUGAGGAGACCUUGUUGUGGCCUUCCAGUUCUUGAAGGGCGCCUACAGGAGAGACAGGGACAGACUUUUUAGGGCCUGGUGUGAUGGGACAAGGGAUAAUGGAUUUAUGUGUUGUAAAUGAUUGAUGAAAAAGAUUGUUUUAUGCAGCUGCCUGUGAUAAUAGAGGUGGGACUGAGGCAGGCCAUCCUGGUCCUAAAUUUUCAAGAAUUAAUUGCCCUGCAACAAACCAGCAAAUGUGAUAGUGAUCAAAGUAAACUCAAUAAUGGAGAGAAUGAGGCAAACUGUAUAUAUAUAUAUGACCUCCACUAGGGUAAAGCUGGGAAGGCUGAAUACAUGCUUGGAUGAAAUUCUAUAGAUUAGCCACACUACGAAAAAGGCAUAUGCUUGCAGUAAUUAAAUAAUAAGUUGAUGCUACAUUUCCAGCAAAAAAGUGCUCUACAGUUUUUGAUUAUUGUAAAUGAUAAAUAGAAGAUGUAUUUGGGCUCAUGAAAAAUUGAAAUACAGUGUUGGACCGCUCAUAUCAACAGGUCUUGCAAACCAUGUGUUAAAAAUUAAAGAAAUCCAUAACUAUUUAGAUAGAAGAAAACUAUUCAAAUAGAAGAUGAAAAAAUUAAUAUCUGUUUGCUAAAUUCAGACAUUAACAGCUUAAAUAUUUUUCUUACUAUUCCUGUAAUAAUUGCAUGCAUAUUCUUCUGCCCUAAAGUGUUGCUGUAUAAUAGAUAUUUUUUACAGUACAGCAAAAUAAAUACCUUAUUAAGCUGAUUUGUUAAUCCCUCUUGAAAAUACUUUGAUUACAUUAAUAUGCAUAAAAAUAUAAUAGGUUCAGGGCUCCCAAGGGAAAACACCCUUUUGUUUUUCUGUCUAAUUCACGUUAACUUGCCUUUCUUGUAGAUUUUUGCGUGCUUGCAGUUUCUGCUCACUCUAUUUCUACUACAGUGUGAAUCAAAAGAGUUAAUUGAACUUCUCAUGUAAAUCAAGCCACUUCAUUCCCAUGAAUCAAACCAUGUAGGUGGAGCUUCAUCAGCAGGAGUGUGUAGGAGAAAGGCAACACAAGCACGUCAUCUGCGAGCCCUGGGACUUGGGGUCACGUCCCAAACCACGGCUGGCAAAGCCCUUCUAGAGGGUAGCUCGGCAGGUGGUUCUGCCAGCAGGUGGUAUGGACCCAGAUUGUCAUUCUACAAGCCAGAAACGUUGUUAAAUGUUGUCAUUGACUGGGAAAAAGAUGGGAGGCUCCCAAAAGCUUGUGGGACCAGAAGGAUUUUAUAGCAGUUGUUCUUCUGCUGUGGAUUCCCAGGCAAUUCUGUUCAAUUGUCAGCUCCACCACAGCUCCCAGUUUAAGGGAUCUGUGGUGUACUCUGGGGACAGGACUAUUUCCCUGCCUCAGUGGGUUUUGAAGAUAAAUGAUGAUAAAAGAUAGAUGAUUAGUAACUCAGACACUGAAGUCAUAUAAGUAAAUAAUUGCAAUAAAAUAGUGGCAAAUAACUA
Messenger RNA from Calidris pugnax (ruff), 5699 nucleotides. It is a transcript of the gene POPDC3, whose product is annotated as popeye domain containing 3. Bases 690 to 1610 code for a protein of 306 amino acids. Gene Ontology annotation, molecular function: cAMP binding. Gene Ontology annotation, cellular component: sarcolemma. The record is from RefSeq and is a predicted model, not a curated record. Lineage: Eukaryota; Metazoa; Chordata; Aves; Charadriiformes; Scolopacidae. The transcript has 5 exons.